Messenger RNA from Scomber japonicus (chub mackerel), 1183 nucleotides. It is a transcript of the gene pim2, whose product is annotated as Pim-2 proto-oncogene, serine/threonine kinase. Gene Ontology annotation, cellular component: cytoplasm. The record is from RefSeq and is a predicted model, not a curated record. The coding region runs from base 236 to 1180 and encodes 314 amino acids. Gene Ontology annotation, biological process: negative regulation of apoptotic process; regulation of mitotic cell cycle; protein autophosphorylation. Lineage: Eukaryota; Metazoa; Chordata; Actinopteri; Scombriformes; Scombridae. The transcript has 7 exons. Gene Ontology annotation, molecular function: ATP binding; protein serine/threonine kinase activity.
CUUAGUAUUACUCAACAUUUACUACUUUUUGAGCCGUUUUAAGCGCAGAAAGUAACUUUAAAGUAAUUUUCUUUGCCGAAAUUGGAUUUAUCAAGUGUAACACGGGAAGGAGACGGGAAGAAAAACGGCAGCAUCAACCGGUUUGAGACGGAAAAAACUUUUUAACACCGACACAGAGGGGAAUUCACAAGCAUGGAUUGUAUCAGCUGCAACUGAACUCAAAGCUUCCCGAAACAUGUUGGACAAAAGGUCCGUGGAGCUUCACCUGGAGGAGAAGGAGGAGGAGGAGGUCCGAGGGAAAAACGUGAAGGAACCGUUCUGCAGUCAGUAUCGCUGCGGUCCUCUGCUCGGCAGCGGCGGCUUCGGCUCAGUGUUUUCAGGCCAGCGGCUCUCAGAUGGACUGCAGGUUGCCAUUAAGCAGAUUUCCAGUGACAGAGUUCAGCAGUGGGCCAUACUGCCCGAUGAUGCCAGUCCCGUUCCCAUGGAGAUCGCCCUGCUGCAGCGGCUGUCAGAGGUCGGGGGUCACGGCGGGGUCAUCCGCAUGCUGGACUGGUUCGAGGUGGAGGGGCGGGGCUUCCUGCUGGUGCUGGAGCGGCCGCCUCUGUGCCAGGAUCUGUUUGACUUCAUCACAGAGAGAGGAGCGUUGUCCGAGCAGCUGGCUCUCAGGUUUUUCCGUCAGAUCGUCGAGGCGCUGCAGUUCAUGCACGAUCACGGCGUCGUGCACCGAGACAUCAAAGACGAGAACAUCGUGGUCGACACGCGGACGCUCGACGUCAAAAUCAUCGACUUUGGAUCCGGAGCUCCGUUCAAAGAGACGAUGUACAGCGAGUUCGAAGGAACCCGGGUCUACAGUCCUCCAGAGUGGAUCCAGUCUCAGUCGUAUAAAGCCGUCUCUCUGACCGUCUGGUCUCUGGGGGUCCUGCUCUUCGACAUGGUCUGCGGCGACAUCCCGUUCGAGCGCGACCAGGAGAUCAUCGGCGCCACGCCCAUCUUCACCCGCCGAGUCUCUAAAGAAUGCCAGUCUCUGAUUCGCUGGUGCCUGUCUUACCGUCCCGAAGACCGACCCACCCUAGAGGAGGUCCUGUCUCACCCCUGGAUGGAGGGAGGAGAGGUGGAGGAGGAGGAGGAGGGAGGAGACCUGCAGGAGGACCACAGCUCUCUGCCCAGCCAGUCCCUCUAAACC